CUUUGAUAUCUUUCUCUGAUUUUUAUAACUGAAAUUUACUAAAACAAAUAAUUCAUAUUUUGAUUUUAAAAGGAAAAAAUCGAAUGUCAGAUAAGGGAAGAGAGAAUUUUGGAUGGUUUUUUUGAAUUUAAAAAUGAAAAAGGUUCCUUCCGAUUUCUCUCCUUCAUCUUCCUUAGUGGGGUUCGUUCUCCUCUGUAAUAUUUUGCUUCAAGCCCUCUAAACCGCUGAAAUCAGGUGGAUUGCUUCAUUGCAGUUUUAAAGUUAGUAACUUUCUCAAUCUCUUCUUCGCCCCAAUUAUUGCUCUUUUCAAAUCCUGCCAAAAGAGGAAAACAAUUCUCGUCUCUUUGAACACCCGUGUCAAAUCGAGACAUCUGGGUUGUUUUGAUUGGAUUCCGUGGGAGUCUAUCAAUCUCAGAUCGUGCCAAGGUUUCAACUGUUACUGCUGGGUUUUGGGUCUUUUCUCUUUUGCUGACUUUACAGGUUAUAAAUCUCAAGUUAAUCGUUAGAAUGAAGUUGUUAUUAUGAAAUUGGCUACAUUUUAGAUACGCCAUUAUCAGUUUUUGAUCCAAGUCGAAAAAAAUUUGAUUUUGAGGGAAGUAGUAGUAAUUAGCUUGACACUAACAAUGAAAAGGGUAAAAAGCGAAUCUUUUAAAGGGAAUUAUAGCUCUAGGAGGUUCAAGUUGUCUCAUUUGUUCUUGGCUAUAGCUGGGUUUUACUUAGUUUUUCUAGCGUUCAAGUUCCCACAUUUCAUCGAGUUGGUCACUAUGUUGAGUGGAGAUACUGAUUUAGAUGGGGCAUUGAGGGAUACGGUAGAUGUUGGUUUAAGCGGGUCGUUACACAGUGAUAUGUUGCAUCGAAAGCUAGAAGACGAAGAGAGUCAAAGCGGGCCUUCUACUACACAGAAGGUGCCACCAGAAGAGAAGAGAAGUGGCUCUAAACCGAUUCAGCCACUUCAGUUUCGGUAUGGUAGGAUAUCGGGGGAGAUCAUGAGACGUAGGAACAGAACUGUUCACAUGUCACCCUUUGAAAGAAUGGCGGAUGAGGCUUGGAUGCUUGGAUCCAAGGCUUGGGAAGAUGUCGAUAAGUUUAAGACUGAAAAUAUCGAAGAGGUUCCUGUUAAUGCUGUUGAGUCAUGCCCUUCUCAGAUCUCAAUGAACGGAGAUGACUUGAAUAAAGCCGAUAGGGUCGUGUUGCUUCCAUGUGGUCUUGCUGCAGGAUCUUCUAUAACGAUUCUCGGAACUCCACGGUACGCGCAUAGAGAAUCUGUUCCACAGCGUACGAGGUGGGCAAGAGGCGAUGGGACGGCUCUGGUUUCGCAGUUUAUGGUUGAGUUGCAAGGGCUCAAGACUGGGGAUGGGGAGUAUCCCCCUAAGAUUCUUCAUUUGAACCCGAGAAUUAGAGGUGAUUGGAAUCACAGGCCGGUCAUUGAACACAACACAUGUUAUAGGAUGCAGUGGGGUGUUGCUCAAAGAUGUGAUGGUACUCCAUCCAAGAAGGACACAGACAUGCUUGUUGAUGGAUUCCGAAGGUGUGAAAAGUGGACGAAGAAUGACAACAUUUACAUGGUGGACUCAAAGGAAUCCAAGACAACUUCUUGGUUCAAACGGUUUAUAGGACGUGAACAGAAACCAGAAGUCACUUGGUCAUUCCCUUUUUCGGAAGGCAAGGUCUUUGUCCUAACUUUGCGAGCUGGAAUUGACGGUUUUCAUAUAAACGUUGGAGGAAGGCAUGUUUCGUCAUUCCCUUAUCGACCGGGGUUCACCAUAGAAGAUGCCACAGGGCUGGCAAUUACAGGAGAUGUUGAUAUUCAUUCUGUUUAUGCUACUUCCCUUUCGACAUCUCAUCCGAGUUUCUCCCCUCAGAAAGCAAUAGAAUUUUCUCCAGAGUGGAAAGCUCCUCCAUUGCCUGACAGUCCAUUUCGCCUUUUCAUCGGUGUUCUGUCUGCAACUAAGCAUUUUUCAGAGCGCAUGGCAGUGAGAAAGACAUGGAUGCAGCAUCCUGCUAUUCAAUCUUCACAUGUAGUAGCCCGAUUCUUUGUUGCUCUUAAUCCAAGAAAGGAAGUUAAUGCAAUGUUGAAGAAAGAGGCUGAAUAUUUUGGAGAUAUUGUGAUCCUGCCCUUUAUGGAUCGCUACGAGCUAGUGGUCCUUAAGACAAUUGCUAUUUGUGAAUUUGGGGUUCAGAAUGUGACAGCUCAAUACAUAAUGAAAUGUGACGAUGACACAUUCAUCAGAGUGGAAUCAAUCUUGAAAGAAAUCGAUGGAGUCCCUCUGGAACAAUCUCUGUAUAUGGGCAAUCUAAAUCUUCGACAUCGUCCUCUUAGAACUGGCAAGUGGGCAGUUACAUGGGAGGAGUGGCCAGAAGCUGUGUAUCCUCCUUACGCCAAUGGACCUGGAUACAUAAUCUCAAGCAACAUUGCUAAAUACAUAGUUUCUCAAAAUUCAAGACAAAAGCUUAAGCUAUUCAAGAUGGAAGAUGUGAGCAUGGGAAUGUGGGUGGGGCAAUUCAACGCCACGAUGCAGCCUGUGGAGUAUUCACACAGCUGGAAAUUUUGCCAAUACGGGUGCACACUGAACUAUUUCACUGCACAUUACCAAUCUCCUAGUCAGAUGAUCUGCCUGUGGAAUAAUUUGUUGAAAGGCCGAGCACAAUGCUGCAAUUUCAGAUGACGAAAACAUUGCACUAGUCAGGAGAUUAUUACAUGAUUACAGUCUUGGCACCCUCUUGUAAACCUUUUUUUUUUGUAUUCUUCUCUUUGGUGCUAGCUAUUUACACUUUACACAUAUGAAUCAUGAUAACAAUCAGUUAUUGUACAUUGGUGUAGGAAUUUAGCCUCAGAAAGAGAUCUAUGCAAAUUUUACUAAAAACUCUUUGGCAUUGAUAAACCAAGGUCUCUGUACUAUUAAUCUGCUGGUCUUUAUGAUUUAGCUUGAGUCUUGGUUAUCGAGAUUUGGCUUCCAGCAAAUUGCAUUCGCUUGAUCAUCUAUCUGCACUUCUUGCAUCGAUUCCCAAGCUUUUGCAGAGUCCAAGGUGGGGAAACAGAAGAGAUCUCCAGGUAAUGCUGAAUUGUCUUCUUCCUUUCACAUGUCCAUAGAGAGAAAAAGCUAGUCUUGAUCUGAAGAACAAUGAAUCGGCUUUCAAAACCCAUCUUUUGACUAGUUCAUAACUCUGUUGGGGUUCUGACAUUUUGAAGUCGAACACUCUGCUUGAUUCAUCUUUAAAGGAUGCAUCUUUCUUUUCCGACAGAUAAUAGCGGCGGCUGUCGAAACUAAUGCUAUUGACGACAAUGCCCACACGAAACAGAGCAAAAUGCCUCCAUGCUCUGAAACCUCUGUUCUGCUACUUCCCAUGGUCGAGAAAUGCGUAAACCUCUUGCAGACGUAUGGCGUUUCAUCUCUAACGAAACUCAGACAAAUCCACGGGGUUUCGAUCCGCCAUGGCGUCUCAAUCUCCGACGCCGAGCUUGGCAAACACCUCAUCUUCUACCUCGUGUCUCUUCCUUCUCCACCUCCCAUGUCCUACGCUCACAGGGUCUUCUCCAAGAUCGAGAAACCCAUCAACGUCUUUAUUUGGAACACACUGAUCAGAGGCUACGCCGAGAUUGGUAAUCCCGUCUCUGCUGUCACUCUCUACCGCGAGAUGCGAGUCUCUGGCUUGGUGGAGCCCGAUACUCAUACUUACCCGUUUCUUCUCAAGGCCGUGACGAAAAUGGCGGAUGUUCGGUUGGGGGAGACGAUACAUUCCGUUGUUUUAAGAAGUGGGUUUGGUUCGUUGAUAUUUGCUCAGAACUCUCUGCUCCAUUUAUACGCCAACUGUGGAGACGUAUCAAGUGCGUACAAGGUGUUCGAUAAAAUGCCUGUGAAAGACCUUGUGGCGUGGAACUCUGUGAUUAAUGGGUUUGCAGAAAACGGUAAACCAAACGAAGCUUUAAAGCUUUAUACCGAAAUGGAUUCCAAGGGAAUCAAGCCCGACGGGUUCACAAUCGUUAGCUUGUUGUCUGCUUGUGCAAAGAUUGGUGCUUUGACAUUGGGUAAGAGAUUCCAUGUUUAUAUGAUCAAAGUUGGUUUGACACGAAACUUGCAUUCCAGCAACGUACUCUUGGACUUCUACACGAGGUGUGGAAGAGUCGGAGAAGC
This is a messenger RNA of Thlaspi arvense, 4133 nucleotides long. Lineage: Eukaryota; Viridiplantae; Streptophyta; Magnoliopsida; Brassicales; Brassicaceae. The record is from the annotation of a GenBank genome assembly.